This is a messenger RNA of Eupeodes corollae, 2648 nucleotides long. Its product is annotated as arginine/serine-rich protein PNISR. The transcript has 9 exons. Gene Ontology annotation, molecular function: RNA binding. Lineage: Eukaryota; Metazoa; Arthropoda; Insecta; Diptera; Syrphidae. Gene Ontology annotation, cellular component: presynaptic active zone; nuclear speck. Bases 86 to 2236 code for a protein of 716 amino acids. The record is from RefSeq and is a predicted model, not a curated record.
GAAAAAUAAUUUUUAAUGGUGGACCAGACAAAUUUUUCAAUCCUGUAAAAAUUCACAAAAAUCCACUUUAAAAACUUGAAAAAUAAUGUAUUCUGGAGGUGAUUCAAGUGGUGAAGGUGUAAAUAGCCAUAAUCAAUUCAAUUGGCAAAUGACUUCACAAACAUCGUGCAACGUUAAUUCAGGCUCAAUUGAUUGGGCAUCCCUCGCCCAGCAAUGGAUACAAAUGAAAGAUUCAGGUGCUGGUCUUCCUGAAACACCACCACCUCCCAUCAUAAGUAGUGCCAAUUCAAUUCAAUCAAUACAACAACCAACAACAGCCACAUUUGACGAACAAGGUGAAGCCGAUAUGGAAGUAGAAAAGGACGAUGAGGUGCAGGUUUUUGGAUUUGGCCAUAAUACACCACCUCCACCAUUGUCCUCGUCGACUGCCCGAUGGUUGCCUAUUGCCAAUCAACAACCAAAUUUAGAAACAUAUUGUCCUCCUCAACAAAACUGGCCUUGGCCGGCACGCGUAGCUCUGCCUCCUCCAAUUCUUCAUGUGCCUAUAACAACCGGAUCCUUGACACCGCCUAUUCCCAAAGACCUCAUCAACAGUACAACACCACCAUUACAAAAGCCAAAUAUUGAGCUAUCAACAAUGUUGCCAGGAAAGGGUGUUAUGGAACAGCUUCCGAUGGAUGCGGCUAAACGAAAGAUUCUACCAGCUUGGAUACGUGAAGGACUUGAAAAGAUGGAACGGGAGAAGUUAAAGCAACUCGAACGCGAUACAAAAGAAAAGGAUCCUCUAAGCGCAGGUACAACAGCUGUCGACGAGAGUGAUAUUAAUAAUUUUAAGACUAUGGUAAAAAGUAGCAUCAAGGAAAUGGAAGGUGAAAGUUCAGGUAAUGAAGAUGUCACUAAUAAUGCUGAACCAUUUGAUGACACCGACGCCGAUUCAGAACUUAUAAUUCCUGGAAAUUUAUCAACAAAUGAUCUAUCAGAAAAUAUCCUCAAUUCGGGUAAAACGUAUGAAGAAAGAAUUGCGGACAUGAUGAUUGGUGUGCGUAAGACUUUAACGGAACUUCUUCUAGAAGUGACAAACGAAGAAAUAGUUAUUUUAGCAAACGAAGCAAUUCGAAAAAGAAGAGAAAAAGCUUCAUCGGUCCAAGUUAUCCGCAAAAGCGCAAUACCUUCUAUUACCGGCAAAUUGGGUCUAGAAGCGUAUGCUGACAGCGAUAGUGAAAACAGCGGAUCUGACAACGAUACCAACGAUGAAAGCAAACGUUCUGACGACGAUCAUGACUCAGAGGAGGAGUUAAAGGCUAACAUUCGGAUAUGUCAGCGUGCCUUCUUAAAGACCAUUGAAGAAAUUGAGGACAGAAUUGAAGCGACUGAAAGGCGUGAUGAGCUUCUUUUGAGAGAGCAUCGAAAGAACGAAAACAAUCUAGAAGCCACUUCACCAGAACCCACAAUGAGUCCAGUGCAGCAAAAAAUAAAACGGUUUGAUAAGGAAAUCGGUGAGCCACUACAGCCUGAUAAAAAAUCAAGUUCAAACGGCAAACGUAGAAAAGAACGCACAUCUCGAUUUAGUGAUAAUAAGGAUUCUAGGAGCCGUAAUAUGUCAGCGAGUUUUUACCAACCACCGACUAUGGGAACAGGAAGUUUGCCUUCGCAAGUAAUGCCAUUAGCCAUACCGCUAAUUCCACCUGUGAACUUACCAGGAAGCGGUGAAUUUAAACCACGCAUAGGCAAUUCAGAACUAGCUACGAUUCCCGAAAACGAAAAACGCUCUGGCAGCGGCAGUACUCAUAAAUCAUCAAAGCAAACAAGCUCAUCUACAUCAGGGCACAGUCGGCGUCGCAGUGAUUCUUCCACAUCAUCUUCCGAUUCUUCGUCAAGCAGCACAAGCACUUCGCAUAGUCGGCGUUCCAAAUACAGUAAUUCGCGUCGAUCGAAACGUUCGUCGAGAGAACGAUCGAAGCGAUCUAGUCACAAAAGCUCCCAUCGGAGUGGCUCUCACAGGAGCAGCUCGCAUCGCAGCAGUCGCAGAAGGGAUUCGUCGGAUUCAAAUGGUGAUGAUCAUUACAGUAAAAGAUCUUCACAUCAUCGACAACAUAAAAGCCACUCCUCCUCAAAAUAUUCACGAAAAAAUGAUCGUCGUCGGUCUGAUUCCAGAUCUUCUCGUUCACGAACGAGGUCAAGAUCAAGGUCCAGAUCUACAACGUACAGCUCAAGUCGUCGAGGUGAUCGAUGCUAGGAGUUAAUUCAUUUUAUAUAAUUCUUUUUUCAGGAUCUUAUGCAUGCAUACAAUCUUGUGUUGUAGUCGAUUGUACAGAACUAAAAAAUGAGAAAUGAUGUUUCGCAAAGAAAAACAAAAAAAAAUAUAAAAAAAAAUUAUUCUUCCAAACGCCUGACCAUUUAUCCUCUUUCCCUUUUCCUUUUUUCAUUCCUUAUGUUAAAUCAUAUUACAUUUUCAGAAAACUUGAUAGCAAAAAAAUAACGGUAGAGUUCAAAUCUCUCUAGCCUUAAAAAAAAACCUUUAUUUACUUUCUUUUCUGACUAAGCUUUUUAGAAACCUUAAUUAAAUUUAAUCUAAAAUAUAUUUUCAAAGAAAAAAAAUGUGUGUAUUAAUUCUUAUUUCUUUAAGGGCAAUUAAUAAGUAACGAAUU